Chinchilla lanigera (long-tailed chinchilla) is the source of this 3287-nucleotide messenger RNA. RefSeq names its product ankyrin repeat domain 13C (gene Ankrd13c). NCBI's taxonomy places the organism in Eukaryota, Metazoa, Chordata, Mammalia, Rodentia, Chinchillidae. Gene Ontology annotation, cellular component: cytoplasm. The record is from RefSeq and is a predicted model, not a curated record. Gene Ontology annotation, molecular function: protein binding.
GCGAGAGGGACAGAGGCAAGAUGGCCGUGCCCUGGUUUUCGGUGUGAGACGGUGGAUGCGACUGCGGGGGCUGACGGGCACAGCGGCGGCAGCGGGACAGCGUCGGCGACGCCCGCAGCCCGGCGUCGCGAGCGCCGGAGGCCCAGCUCCUCGGGAGAGCGCGAAACACUCCUUUACAUCUUGCUGUGAUGUUAGGAAAUAAAGAAUGUGCCCACUUACUUCUGGCUCACAACGCUCCAGUAAAGGUGAAAAACGCUCAGGGAUGGAGCCCUCUGGCGGAAGCCAUCAGCUACGGAGACAGACAGAUGAUUACAGCUCUUUUAAGGAAGCUUAAGCAGCAAUCCAGGGAAAGUGUUGAAGAAAAACGACCUCGAUUAUUAAAAGCCCUGAAAGAGCUGGGUGACUUUUAUCUAGAACUCCACUGGGAUUUUCAAAGCUGGGUGCCUUUACUUUCCCGAAUUCUGCCUUCUGAUGCAUGUAAAAUAUACAAACAAGGUAUCAAUAUCAGGCUCAACACGACUCUCAUAGACUUUACUGACAUGAAGUGCCAACGAGGGGAUUUAAGCUUCAUUUUCAAUGGUGAUGCGGCACCCUCUGAAUCUUUCGUAGUAUUAGACAACGAGCAGAAAGUGUAUCAGCGAAUACACCAUGAGGAAUCAGAGAUGGAAACAGAAGAAGAGGUUGACAUUUUAAUGAGCAGCGAUAUUUACUCUGCAACUUUAUCAACUAAAUCAAUUUCGUUCACGCGUGCCCAAACUGGAUGGCUUUUUCGGGAAGAUAAAACAGAAAGAGUAGGAAACUUUUUGGCAGACUUUUACCUGGUGAAUGGACUUGUUUUAGAGUCAAGGAAGAGAAGAGAACAUCUCAGUGAAGAGGAUAUUCUCCGGAAUAAGGCCAUGAUGGAGAGUUUGAGCAAAGGCGGAAACCUAAUGGAGCAGAACUUUGAGCCGGUUCGCAGACAGUCGCUGACGCCCCCUCCUCAGAACACUAUUACGUGGGAAGAAUACAUAUCUGCGGAGAACGGAAAAGCUCCUCAUCUGGGUAGAGAACUGGUGUGCAAAGAGAGUAAGAAAACAUUCAAAGCCACCAUCGCCAUGAGCCAGGAAUUUCCCCUAGGAAUCGAGUCAUUAUUGAAUGUUUUAGAAGUAAUAGCUCCUUUCAAGCACUUUAACAAGCUUAGAGAAUUUGUUCAGAUGAAGCUUCCUCCAGGCUUUCCUGUAAAAUUAGAUAUACCUGUGUUUCCCACGAUCACAGCCACUGUGACUUUUCAGGAGUUUCGGUAUGAUGAGUUUGAUGGCUCCAUCUUUACCAUACCUGAAGACUACAAGGAAGACCCAAGCCGCUUUCCUGACCUUUAACUGAGAAGGAGAAUGCUGUCAUGUAAUCAAGAAAAGAACACAGAGACCCCAGAAGUGAAUCCAAACCGAAGGGACAAACACUGUCAGUGGAGACAAGGGAAUCAGGCAUUGAAUCGACACAUCAAUAACAGGGUGAAAGAACCGGGGCUCUGAGAAGCAUUGCUUCGAGUUUCCUGACGUGCCAUUUUCAGUCUUUUUAGAAUCUAAGUGUAACAGUUGACACCUUACUGACCCCAAGACCUUCGUAUGUAAAGCAGCUGUCAGUGCUGUGAUUUGUUUUUAAAAGUUUUCACACUUGUUGAAAUAUAUAUGCAUAUAAAUAUAUCUGUAUCUAUAUCUAAUCUAACACUCCUGGACCAUUAACGUAAAGUAAAUGUCUUAAGAGAUAUAAAGCCCUUUUAAACUGGUCACCUUAUAUUCAAGGUGACAUUUAUAAAUACUCCUUUGAGCUUUGUUUUCAUAAAAUGUAAACUAUGUAACAUUAUGUAUAGUUCAGUAAUUUGAAUGUGUGUUCCGUAUAAUGAACUAGAAGGAAUGCAGUUUUCUGUAGACGAAUGAACCAAAUGGUAACCAUUAGGCAGUUACAUUUGUGUGUGGCAAUACAUUUCAGAGGGAGCGCUCACUGCAGGGAAUAAGGUACCUCCUUUAGCACCUUAGUGCAAUUCAUUGUGGUGCUAUUUGUUUUUACCUGAAUUCUUUCUUCAAUGGGAAUGUUUGGUACUAAUCUUCCUUUCAUAGAACCUCUAUUUUUUUUUUUUUCUAAACUUGCGUUUUAAGAGUCCUUGUUACGUUCAUAGGGUAUGGCAUGCUUAGAUUGUCCUCUUCUAAAUCUCAGCACUUUAAACAAAUUCCAAAUAUUUGAACUCGCUUCCUAAUAAUUAGUACACACAUCUAAUUAUUUUUAAGUGGAAUGUGGAUACAUUCAUUCUUGUAAGUUUAAAAGAAGAAAGCAAAACCAACCCAUGUAUUUUGGACAACCCUAUCUAUUUAACACGUUCACUACGGGGCUGUAAUUCGUCUUGCUGCCGGGUGCCACCGGUAGUACAUGCAUGACUGCCCUCGGGUGGCUUUUUAUCAGUUUUAUUAGUAGAAAGACCAAUAAAGGUGAUGAGAUCUAUUUGUACCAGCAGUGGUACAAGCUGCCCCGGGGACACAUGCAUCACCACUAGUGGCUCAGGCCAGUGGGAACGUGUUAAUGCUCUCUGAAUAAGACACACAUUUUCUAGGCUAGCUGUAUUUGUUACAAGCUAAAGCCCACACACAUAUACAGGGUUGGUGAUUUCUAUUAGUUUUUUUAGCCACAGGAAAAUACUUACUGAUUUUAAGUGUUUCCAAAGUGUUAAAAUCAUGCAUUACUCAUUUUUGCACUUAAAAUUUUUGGUAUUUAUUUCAAGCUGGUUUGAAGGUCCAAGAAUGGAAAUAAAUUAGGGAGAAUAAUGUAUAACAGUCAUAAAGUGUUGUGUUGUAUUAAUGAGCUUAUCUAAAUGUUUUUUAAAUUUGUCCUGAUGAAUUUGUCAAGUUUGCAACUGUUUUUAGAGUGAUCAGUAUUUCAAAUACCUUCCAAAAGUUUAAGAGAAUUUGAAAUGAGUUUAGAGACCUUUAUUAAAGAGAUGAUUUAUUUAAGAGUCCAAAGCAUCAACCCUAAAAUUUUUAUAAUAAACACCUUUUUCUCUCGUUAUUGGUAUAUGUUUGCUGUACGUAGUCAAAUUCAUCUUGGGGAAUUGGUAAAUUCUCAGACUGGAGUCUUAAUCAUUGGUACUCCUGUCCCUCCCUUCCCCAUCUGCCUUUCUCCCCCCAACCCCCAGACCGCCAUCCUGUCUCCGGGGGUCUGUCUUGCUUCAAAUCACCUCUUUCAUUUUGCUCCUUAAAUUAUUUAUAUGCCGGGUUUCUCGUACAAGCAAAACCGUAAUAAACACCUUUAAAGCUGCA